AUGUUCAAACAACUGUCACAAAUUGGUAAGAACCUGACCGAUGAAUUAGCGAAGGGUUUAGCGGAUGAUGUGAACGGAGCCUCAUCGAAUCAACAAACUGAAGAUGACAAGAGUGGCUUACCUAAAGAUAUACAAAUCAAAUUAAGGAAGUUUGAAAAGUACGAACAGAAGUAUCCCUUGUUACUCUCAGCUUACAAAAAUGAGAAACAGAAAUCCGAGAAGUUUGAGGCUAUCGAAAAGAUUUUGGCAGAAAAUACACCCAUAUCGAAUAUUGAUGAUGCAGUUGAUACGUUGCCAGCCUUUUUCCAAGAUCUAAAUAACAAAAAUAAUCUUUUGAAUGAUGAGAUCAAGAGAUUAACUAAGGAGAAUUCUGAAGUGGUGCCGGAAAGUACCUCAGGGGACAUACUAAAUGAUAAAGAAGAAUUCUUACAGAAAGAGCAAGGAUACAAAAACGAUAUACAUGGACUAGAGGAGAAGAUGGAUGCUUUAAAAAAUGAUUUAGCUACCUUGCAGAAAGGUAAAGAGGGUAUUAUAUUAGAGUUAGAGAGAAAAGUAGCUGCAUUGGAUCAGCUUAAGGAAGAGAAAGAUACCAAAGAACAGGAAGACAGUGCGUGUUUAUUCAAAUUAAAGGAGGAGUUGGCCAUUAAGGAUCGCUCUUUUGAAGAAAGCCAACUAAAAAUAAGAGAACUGGAGCAGGAAUUGGCGUCUCAUAAAGUUACAAUGGAAGAAAACACCGCGACGUUAACGGAGUUAAACACCUCUUUAAAAGAGAAGGAAGAAAAACUGGAAAAUCUGGAAAACCAAUCAAAAGAGACGUCAAAGACAAUCGUGUCUAAUGGCUCGUUGAACCAAAACGUAGGAAGCAACAACAGAAGGAAGAAAAACAGAAAGGGGAAGAAAAACAAGGGAAGUACGAGUGUUGAUGGCAUCAAUGAAGAGGAAAAUUUUGAUAACCUAAUUAAUGCUGAAGGUUAUAAGAAACUGAAGGAAGAUUUACAAACGAUACAAGAAAAACAUAAGGAUUGUGAAGACUGGAAGCAUCAGUAUGAAGAAAUAAAAACAAAAAUAGAAAGCGCUAGUGGAUUGGAAGACUCACAGCUUGAAAAAUUAGAGAAAGAGCUCGAAAAACUGAAUGUAGAGUUAUCUGAAACUAAGAAAUCUUUAAAAGAGAAAAACUCCGAAUUAGAAGAAGUAAGAGACAUGCUGAGGACUGUAGGAAAUGAACUGGUAGAUGCGAAAAAUGAGAUAAAAGAAUCAUCCAGCCAGCAAAAUGAAGAAGUAAAAGCUGGUAAAAUGGAGCUCGAUGACUUGCGUCAUAAGAACGCAGCGAUGAUCGAGGCUUACGAAACCAAAAAUUCAGAAUUAAAAGAUAAAUUGGAUUCGUUAAACAAAGAAGUGGGGUUCUUGAAAACUUCAAGCACGGAAAAGGAAAAAGAGCAGGAGUUAUUGCAGAACAAGCUAGCCAAAUUAAACGAAGAGCUUUCACAGCUGGCCCUCGAGAAGUCGAAUAUAACAAAGGAACUUACUUCUUUAAAAAUAUCUUACAAGCAAAAGGAAAAAACUGUAGGUUACUUGGAAGAGCAGGUUAAACAGUUCAAUGAGCAAAAGGAUGCGGCUGAAAAGUCAACAGAGCAGUUGAAAAAAGAAAAUAUCAAAAUUUCCAAUAGAUUAGAGCUACUUAAAAAGGAAAACGAAACAUUGCAUAACGAUAUCACAAAGAAUGGUAACUCUUAUGAAGCCUAUUUGAAGGAAAACGGCAAGUUAUCUGAAAGGUUAAAUAUUCUGCAAGAAAAGUAUAAUACUUUACAAAAUGUGAAGAGUAAUUCGAAUGAACACAUGGAUUCGAUUAAAAGACAAUGUGAGGAAUUAAACGUCAAGUUGAAGGAAUCUAACAAGAAAAUACUAUCUUUAGAAGAUGAACUUAAUGAGUAUGCUAAUAUUGUUCAAGACAAGACCAGAGAAGCCAGCACUUUGAGAAGAUUAGUCUCAGAUAGUCAAUCUGGUGAUUUGAGUAAGCAAAAGGAACUGGAAAAUAAAUUGGAGUACUUGACUGAUGAGAAGAGUAGACUGGAAUCGGAACUGAAUUUACAAACGUCAAGAAAAGCCAGUGAAUUACAAGAAUGGAAGCGUACUGCGGCCGAGCUAAAAUCAGAAAUACACGCACUGAAGCUUCGUGAAAAAGAACUGAAGUCAGAGGUCAAGGCACUGGAUUCCGCUAAUAGCGAUAUUAGGCGCAAGACCCAGGCCACGUCGGAUGAUUCUAACCAACUGGAACAAAUCAAAUCCAAUUUAAAGCUUGCGUUAUCUAAAGCUGAGGAAAGAAAUUCAGAAUUACAAUCAACCAAUGAAAGUCUUUUGAAUUUAAAUAAUGAACUCAACAAGAAAUUCGACCGACUAUUGAAAAAUUACCGUUUAUUGUCUUCUCAAUUGAAUACUAUGAAGGCAAAACAACACAGCGAUAAUUCGGGAAGAAUAAGCAGAUCUAGUUCUAUGAGUUCCUCCGCUAACGGGAAUGGCAAUCUCUCAACAGCCAGUGAGUCUCAUUUGCCCAUAGAAGAGAUACGAUCAUCAAGCUCUUUAGAAUUAGACUCCGAAAAAAAUGAAAAAAUUGCAUAUAUAAAAAAUGUUUUGUUGGGGUUCUUAGAGCAUAAAGAACAACGAAAUCAAUUACUGCCUGUGAUUUCCAUGUUGUUACAACUGGACAGUACUGAUGAAAAAAGACUGGUAAUGUCUUUAAAGUGA
Messenger RNA from Saccharomyces eubayanus, 2742 nucleotides. It is a transcript of the gene IMH1, whose product is annotated as Imh1p. Gene Ontology annotation, cellular component: Golgi apparatus. The record is from RefSeq and is a predicted model, not a curated record. Lineage: Eukaryota; Fungi; Ascomycota; Saccharomycetes; Saccharomycetales; Saccharomycetaceae. The transcript has a single exon. Bases 1 to 2742 code for a protein of 913 amino acids.